Molecule: messenger RNA, 1578 nt
Organism: Drosophila elegans
Lineage: Eukaryota; Metazoa; Arthropoda; Insecta; Diptera; Drosophilidae
Product: lipase 3
Exons: 3
Coding region: 1-1278 (425 amino acids)
Biological process (GO): lipid metabolic process
Molecular function (GO): hydrolase activity, acting on ester bonds
Source: RefSeq, a predicted model, not a curated record
AUGUCUAGACCACACACCAGAGUUUGUGCUUCCUGGUUGCUGUACUUUUUCCUGGGGGCAAUCGUCCAAAGUGCUCCACUUUCCAACGAUCCUGCAGAGAUCACCGACUUUUAUGCGUUGUUUAACAAUCCUGAUGCACAUUUGACUUUGACCGAUGGCCCUGAAACCACUUAUUUUAUCGAGGAGCAUGGUUACCCAGCGGAGCGGCAUUAUGUUCAGACCGAAGAUGACUACAUAAUCAGCCUCUUCCGCAUUCCCUACUCCCAUAACCUGAGGAACCAGGAUGAAAAGAGACCCAUUGCCUUCAUACAGCACGGACUCUUUGGCAGCUCCGAUGGAUGGCCUGUUUUGGGCCCCAAUGAUGGACUUCCCUUCCUGCUUUCCGAUGCCGGAUAUGAUGUUUGGAUGGGCAACGCUCGGGGAACCAGAUACUCGAGAAACCACACCACCCUCUCCACAAAACACCCGAACUUCUGGCGCUUCAGUUGGCACGAGAUCGGGUACUAUGACAUCGCCGCUUCCAUCGAUUAUACCUUGUCCACGGAGAAUGGAAAGGGUCAGGAGGGCAUCCACUAUGUGGGUCACUCACAGGGCACAACGGUUAUGUUCGUCCUGAUGUCCUCCAGACCGGAAUAUAACAAGAAGAUCAAGACGGCGCAUAUGCUGGCUCCAGUGGCCUUUAUGGACCACAUGGACGACUUCAUGGUCAAUACACUGUCUCCCUAUUUGGGCUUUAACAAUGCAUACUCGACGCUUUUCUGCUCCCAGGAGUUUUUGCCCCACAACGACUUCGUUCUAGCCCUUAUGUAUAGUGUUUGUCUCCCAGGAUCGAUUGUUUCCAGCUUUUGCAGCAGCAGUGAUGAGACAUCUGGUGAGCUGGGGAGAACAAAUACGACCGCCAGUUCCUUGACAUUUGGUUUGUCACCCGCUGGUGUGUCCACAGAUCAAAUCCUUCACUACAUGCAAGAACAUCAAUCAGGACACUUCCGGCAGUUUGACUUUGGCACCAAAAAGAACCUUAAGAUGUACGGAACCGAAACUCCCCACGAUUAUCCCACCGAGCUGAUUACAACUGAAAUGCACCUUUGGUAUUCGGAUAACGAUGAGAUGUCUGCAGUUGAGGAUGUUUUAAGGGUGGCGGCAACUUUGCCCAACAAGGUGAUGCACCAUAUGGAGGAUCCACUGUGGGACCAUAUGGACUUUCAGUACAACUGGGAGGUGCGACAGUUAAUCAAUAACCCGAUUAUAGCCAUCAUGAACGAGUACGAGGCAAAGUGAUACAGACGGAGUCCAAUUGUUUAGUAUAGUUUAAGUGAUAAUUGCACAUAUUUAAUUUAUGUUUGCGUAAAUCCUAACAGUACCUAUCGUAUCUUAUCAUUAACGGAUGCAGUUCAGACAUUCUCAAAAAGGCACACUUCAUAAUUAGAAAUCAGUGAUCGGAGUUAUACUUAAUGCUCGACACUGGACUACUACCAUAUUCAUUUUAAGUUCAUUAGAUCCUUGCCAACUUCUGUUAUCAAAAAUACUUUUCCCAAACACAAGUAGAGUUAAUAAAUUAUACAACUACCACUCUUUAAA